Messenger RNA from Ictalurus punctatus (channel catfish), 4264 nucleotides. It is a transcript of the gene usp33, whose product is annotated as ubiquitin specific peptidase 33. Gene Ontology annotation, molecular function: zinc ion binding; cysteine-type deubiquitinase activity. The transcript is spliced from 24 exons. The record is from RefSeq and is a predicted model, not a curated record. The coding region runs from base 372 to 2933 and encodes 853 amino acids. Gene Ontology annotation, biological process: protein deubiquitination. NCBI's taxonomy places the organism in Eukaryota, Metazoa, Chordata, Actinopteri, Siluriformes, Ictaluridae.
UAUUAAUAAAAAGGUAGUGCACUACGUAGUCGGUGGACUUCCGUUAUUCCACACAGUACGUAGUGCGCAUGUAUAGGGAUUUGAUAGGCGUUUGGAAUUCGGCAGUUUUCUGUUGCUCCGAACCGGAAGCAGCGGUAACGACUGCAUCAUGUUGUGUUACAGGGCGAGGAUAGUGAAUGUCAGCCGUUGCUAGGUGGAUCUCUACAGUAAUCGCGUCACAAAAUAAGAUGAUUUAAAAUAUAUAUAUAUAUUUAAAAAAAAAACAUGAUGUAGCGUGAUAAAGGACGAGGACGAGAUUCUGAGAUCUUCAUCAGCAAGUCGGAAGCUUUUAUUUACGUCGCCGCGCGCUGCUUUGAAGCUGUGGUAAAGGGAUGCCAGCUGCCUCGAGCUGUGAUUGUCCGCACCUGGAGUGCGUCGGAGAGAUCACUAAAGAGGAGCUCAUCCAAAAGUCUCAUGGCCAGUGUCAGGACUGCAAUGUCGAUGGGCCAAACCUGUGGGCCUGUCUGGAAAAUGGCUGUGCUUAUGUCGGCUGCGGAGAGUCUCACGCCGACCACAGUACGGUCCACUCUCAGGAGACGCAGCACAACCUGACAGUGAAUCUGACCACGCUGAGGGUUUGGUGUUACGCCUGUUCCAAGGAAGUCUUCCUGGACAGGAAGCUGGGCCCUGUAACCCCGCCCCCUGGCGCUGCCAAACCCAUCUCACCUGUCCCGCUGCCUGGCCAGGAUCCCAGAGUUCCGGGCAGCCCCACCGCCCUGAGAGCACCCGAGGAUCUGGACAUGGACACCGAAGAUGAAGACGACCCGAGGACCAGAGGUCUGACCGGCCUGAAAAACAUCGGCAACACCUGCUACAUGAACGCAGCACUACAGGCGCUGUCCAACUGUCCUCCACUCACUCAGUUCUUCCUAGACUGCGGUGGUCUGGUCCGAACAGACAAGAAGCCGGCACUGUGUAAAAGCUACCAGAAGCUCGUUACAGACCUGUGGCACAAAAACAGGCCUUCCUAUGUCGUCCCAACAAACCUGUUCCAGGGCAUCAAAGCUGUUAAUCCAAUGUUCCGAGGUUACUCCCAACAGGAUUCUCAGGAGUUUCUACGCUGCCUGAUGGACCAGCUGCACGAGGAGCUCAAGGAGCCGGUAGAAGAACUCGAGGACCAGAGUCAGACCGCAGGGGCAGACGAAGACGAGCCAGACGAGCCGGCCGAACCUCACGAGGCUAACGAAGCCAACACACUUAUCUCGGAUGAGGAAAAAGCAAGCCGAGAGCGGCAGAGGGACAAGAACCUCAUCAACGAGCUGCACCGAGCCGACCUGGACAAGGACGAGGACACGGCGACCAUCGUCAGCAGCCAGGGAGCCAUCAAACACAGCAAGGCCACGGACAGUAACACGGAGAUCCAAAUCAGUGGCGGUGAGAACAUUGGGUCCAAACUGUCCAGCAGCCCGCCCAAAUCCUCCCCCAUGUGGCCGAACUUCAACCCAGCACACAAGAAAGUGACCAUGUUUGCUCCCCCGAAGAGCAAGCGGCAGAGGAAAUACCGCAGCGUCAUCUCCGACGUUUUCGACGGCACCAUCGUCAGCUCGGUUCAGUGCCUGACCUGCGACAGGGUGUCAGUGACUCUGGAGAACUUCCAGGACAUUUCCCUGCCCAUUCCCGGGAAAGAGGAUCUCGCCAGGCUUCACUCGGCCACUCAUCAGACGUCGAUGGUGAAGACGGGUUCGUGUGGCGAGGCUUACGCACCUCAGGGCUGGAUUGCCUUCGUCCUCGAGUACAUCAAGAGCUGGUUCUGGGGCCCGGUGGUCACGCUACAGGACUGUCUGGCUGCCUUCUUCGCGCGAGACGAACUGAAAGGAGACAACAUGUACAGCUGUGAAAAGUGCAAGAAGUUGAGAAAUGGAGUCAAGUUCUGCAAAGUGCAGAGUUUGCCAGAGAUCUUAUGCAUUCAUCUGAAGCGCUUCAGGCACGAGCUGAUGUUCUCCACCAAGAUCAGCACUCACGUCUCUUUCCCACUGGACGGCCUGGACCUGCAGCCCUUCCUGGCGAAAGACAGCUCGGCCCAGACCACCACCUACGACCUGCUGUCCGUCAUCUGUCACCACGGCACAGCCAGCAGUGGUCACUACGUGGCUUACUGCCGCAACGACCUGAACCAGAUGUGGUAUGAGUUUGACGACCAGAGCGUGACCGAAGUCUCAGAGUCCUGCGUCCAGAACGCAGAGGCCUACGUUCUCUUCUACAAGAAGAGCAGCGAGGAGGUGCAGAAGGAGAGGCGGAGAGUGACAGCUUUGCUCGACAUGAUGGAGCCGAGCCUGCUGCAGUUCUACAUCUCCCGCCAGUGGCUCAACAAGUUCCGGACAUUCGCCGAGCCCGGGCCCAUCUCCAAUCGUGACUUUCUGUGCGCACACGGAGGUGUUCCGCCCCACAAGGCUGCAUAUAUCGAUGAGCUCGUGGUCAUGCUGCCCCAAAACGUCUGGGACCACCUGUACAGCAGGUAUGGAGGAGGGCCAGCCGUCAACCAUCUGUACGUCUGCCACACCUGCCAGCUGGAGAUUGAGAAGCUGGAGAAACGGCGCAAGAACGAGCUGGACAUGUUCGUACGGCUGAACAAGGCAUUUCAGGAGGAGGAGUCCCCCGUGGUCAUCUACUGCAUAAGCAUGCAUUGGUUCCGUGAAUGGGAGGCUUUCGUAAAGGGCAAGGACAAUGAUCCUCCGGGACCUAUCGACAACUCGAAGAUAGCUGUAAGCAAAAACGGCCACGUCACACUCAAGCAAGGCGCUGAUUCGGGUCAGAUCUCAGAGGACACGUGGAACUUCCUGCACUUGAUCCAUGGCGGCGGUCCCGUGGUGACAGUGCGACCCAGCGUGAGCCACCAGGACCCCGACGCCUCUCAGGCUGAGGAGAAGAUCGAGGUGGAGACUCGCGCCUUGUAGAGAAAAAUAGGAAAUCGGUCACUUUGCACUUGCCUUUCCCUCACACACUUCAUUCCCUGUGUGUGCAUUCUUUACAAAGUUAUAAGUUAAUAAACGUUGUGAAUUACUCAUGUUUGUAUAUAUGACACUGAUGGUUAGUUAGUUAGUUAGUUAGUUAGACUUAAAGGGGAAAUUGUCCUGAAAAUCAAAUUGACACAUUUUUUCUUUUGCUCCUAUGUUGCUGUUCGGCAACAAGUAAUGCUGUCUAUCGCACGUAAAAUCUUUCCUUUAAAUACACACCAUUUUUUAAUCACAUGCAUCACUUCCAGCUUUCAAACCUAAGAAGGCAGAGCCUGUGGAACAGAUUGUUUUGCUAAUAAAAUAAAGAGACGAUGCUGGUUGUCCAAAAUGGCCGCCCCAUAACAUUACGCUUUACGUUUUAAGAUCGCUGUAAGCUAUACAGGGUUGUAAAUCACCCAGAAAAAAAAAACAGGUGGUGUGAGCAGAAAUUAAUUUAUUUUUUGCGUGUGAUAGAUUUCUAUUACGUUAGUGACAUUGUCCGAAAGAUUUUUUUGCUACAAAAGCAAAUAACAAAAAUAUCUGUGGCGAUUGAAAGAAUUUUAGGAAAUAAUUUCAUUGUGUAAAUUUUCAUUGUUUUUAGACGAACUGUCCCUUUAAAGGAGCGAUAAACAUAAUUAUGUAUUAAAAAAUGCUUAAUUAUUGAUUAGUAGCUGGACAACACCUUUCGGUGCUGCGUAAUGAAUCGCUCGAAUUGUGUGACCAUUAUCAAACUAAUAAAACCUGACUCUUCUUGCUUCUUUAAAGAAAAAUUAUCAGAAAUACUGUCAAGGAUGUGUGUGUGUAAUAUAUAUCCAGGUGCACUCUAAGCUACGGGGAAAGCGUCUUUGUGAGCGACGUGUGCAAUUAUGAGGGGAUCAAAACCGCCGAGUACCGUAUUUUCCGGAAUAUGGGUCACCUCAGUGUUUAAGAGAUAUUGGUCGCAUGAGUUGCAGUAAUGUAGUAGGGAUUUUUACUUAACAUGCCCGUGACCUUUACUAGUAUAGUUGAAUUUAGUUUUUGUCCCUUUAGUGUUGCCGUAGUUUAGCGAUCUUAAUCCCUAUGUCCUAAUAAAGACGAAAUCUUGUUUACUUUAGACGUAGAAUUGUUUGGCUUCUCAUAAUAUAGAUGCUCAUAAACAUCCUGUACCCACCCGAGUUAACACCAAAUAAGUAUGUGUACUAGAAUCAGGCCAAUACGGAAGUUAAAAUGAAUACUUCGCUUUCCUAGAAGACAAAACAACCCACGCGUCUUAUACUCCGGAAAAUAUGGUAAUCUCAGCGUUCCCAACCAAA